This is a messenger RNA of Meloidogyne enterolobii, 639 nucleotides long. Lineage: Eukaryota; Metazoa; Nematoda; Chromadorea; Rhabditida; Meloidogynidae. The record is from the annotation of a GenBank genome assembly.
AAAAUGCGUGGGGAUAACACGACCUGGGAUGCAAUAGAUCAAUUUAAUUUGGAUCAAUACAAUCCGCGAAGGCGACAAAGUCUGAGCGAAAACGUUUCUGAUUUGGCACCCCCACGUGGAGCAGCAACUAGUGCACGUGCACGACGUCAUGUAGGAAGAGGAGCAAGUAUUCAAACUUCUCCUCAACAUUUUAAUGAUUUUGUUUCAACCGCUGUGGUAGAGGAAACGAUGUGGUUAAAGGUGUGGAAAUUUUGCAAAAAAUAUUGUCAUAUAAUCUUGGGUUUACUUACUCUAGUUGCGAGCGUUCUUGGCAUUGUGCAUGAAAUUAGAGAAGGUUAUAAAUUGUUGGAAGAAUCUUUUGACAAAAAAAUUAUGGAAGAGUUCAAAGCAUUCAAUAUUUCUUUUGAAAAUCGGUUUAUUGGACUUGAAAAGAAUAUGAAUGAUAAAUUCUUAAAAAUUGAGGAGGAAUUAGUUCAAAUUGGUAACAAAUUUAACUCUAUCGAUGCUAGAUUUUUGAAGAUAGAACAUGACUUGUUCACAUUAAACGAGACGGUUUCAUGGAUUAUUAAGAAUACAGGUAUGGGACUUCCACCUCCAUACUCAUUUAAUCAAUUGCCUUACCACCCUCCAAUUGUAUAG